CUACGCUGUAUAUGAAGUAGCGUGUUAGAGCACAUGCCGAAAUUGCCUUUGCACUUUGCGCGAUCAGAUAAAGGCGAUCAGCACUCAUAAGCAAUGCGUUGGUACGUUGACCUCUCUAUAUAAUUAACUGCCCUACUAGCACCAUGCCCCGCUCUAUCUCUGGGGAGCUGCAACGAGCGCCCCAACCCAAGACCAAGUCCGGCUGUUUGACGUGCAAACGAGUGAAAUGCGAUGAAGCCAAACCCAACUGCCUGCGGUGCUCUUCAACUGGUCGAAAAUGCGACGGCUACCAAAAAUCUAGUCCACGGUCUCUAUUUAGGGAUUACCAGCUUCCAUUAUAUUCUCUUCCUGGCCUAGUACGCUCAGAAAACGACCGUGAAACUAGAUCAUUUCAAUACUUCUAUGAACGAACUGUUCCUUCUUUGGCAGGAUAUUGCGGGUCCGCGUUUUGGAACCGGCUCGUGUUACAAGUCAGUCAACAUGAGAAGUCUGUGUGGCAUGCUUUGGUGGCGCUAGGCGCGUUACAUGAGAAUUUUGAAAAGAACGAAGACGGUCCAGCAACGCAGCUCAUUCGGCAGACUCAAGAUUCCUUUGCGAUACAAGAGUACGUAGCUGCAAUACGAGCUCUUCUUAAUGUGUCGGAUAAUUUGGAUUUUAAUCCUUCUACUCCUGCAUUUACGAGUUCUGCUAUGAAUCUGACCGUGGAUGUGUGCUUGGUUUCUUGCAUCUUAUUCGUUUGUUUCGAGAUUCUUUCAGGACACUAUGUGUCCGCCAUCAAUCAUAUCCGCAGUGGCAUGAAGAUUCUUAGAGAGGCAUAUUACGAUCCGCGCUCCGGCACAUAUCGACAUCCUCUCCUUAAACCAUCCACAGUGACGAAGUUAGAAAUGGAGACUUUGCGAAGCAUGUUUUUUCGUCUUCAAAGUCAAACAUUAACUUUAACUCGUAUAGAAACCGAUAAGCCACUUUAUAACAUCAUAGAGCAGCCCAGUCUUGUCCAGAUAGAAAUACCAGAAUGUUUUUCCUCUAUCGCUGAAGCUCGCGACAUUUUCGAGAAUUACGGUUGCCUAUGCUCACAUGAGUAUCACAUUGCCGUGGGCAAGUUAUCAUCGGCCAAAGCAGCCCAUGUUUCGGAUUAUCUAAUUCAGAAGUACACAUUGAUAAUUAAUAAGUGGACAGCAGCUCUAGACCGAUUCGAACAGUCCCGGGGGCAUAACUUGACUACAAAAGAGCAGGUGGGCCUAAAGAUCUUACGAAUGUAUCGACUCCAAACAAUUAUAACACUCGCGUCCGGCCAGUCUGAGAAUUCCAACUCAUUUAAUUGGGACCAGUAUAAUUCAUUAUUUGAGGGAAUCAUAUCAUUAGCUGCGUCAAUAGCCGGGACUAGAUUUGACACGGAUUCUACAUUCUCGACAAAUCUGUUAGAGAAAGGCGAAGGAUUUUAUCUCAAGCCGUCCUUUACUCUCGAUAAUGGCAUAAUCGCACCGCUCUACGACACUGCCGUUCUUUGUCGCGACCCAAUCAUCCGUCGCAAAGCUGUUCAUAUUCUGCGUUCAGUGUCCCGUCAAGAAGGCGUCUUCAAUAGCCACGUCAGUGCAAUGGCUGCCGAGAAGGUCAUCGCUAUAGAAGAAGCUGCGGCUUCCAGGCUUAGUUCUGACUAUCACGACAGCAUUUUAUCUUUAACAACAAUCGUCUCGGACAUGAAUCUAGAGCAGCAAGAUCAUCAAAUCACGAAAUCUUCUGAUGUGCCUAAAAACGUCCGCCUUACGUAUGCGUAUCCGACAGUUGACACUACCAAAAGGGAAUUCUUCUUGACUAUUGGUCAAGAGGAAAUGAGAAAACGGAAAAUGCAUAUCGACAUUCCUUUUCCAGCAGCGACAGCCGUAGUGGAUAUUGAAUUUAAAUCUAUUCAAUGAGCACUUACAUAUCAAGCUAUAUGUGACAAUCCUUAGAUGGUAAAUCAGAAGCAGAUACAAUAUACUAUCGUUAGGUAAUGAUAUGCAUCUAUGAUUCUCAUAUGCAUUUUAAGUGGAACGUGUUUCUAGCGCACUCGAAGCGAACCUGGUCACACUCAAUUUUAUAAGAAUGGGGGGCCAUGGUUGCCACUCAGUUACUUGGCUCAUAUGACCAGCUGAUGGCUGCGUUGAACGUCCUGUAUUUCAACCGCAUGGGCAUUUAAUACAGAUCGAAGCAUUUGAGCGACAUGUGUAAAUGUCUGUUAUCAUUGAUAUAUUACCAGGCUCAAAGAAUAUCCGUGUGCGAGUUUCGAAUUGACUGGAUAGAUGAUCAAUCACUCAAUGUUCAUGUCUCAGAUAGGUUUCUUCGAUCCAAAGAACUAACAUUUGACCAGUAGCAUUGGUUAAUCACACGAGCUUUCAAUUGAUGCAUGUAUUCUUUCUAGAUUAACA
This is a messenger RNA of Talaromyces proteolyticus, 2405 nucleotides long. RefSeq lists its product as uncharacterized. Lineage: Eukaryota; Fungi; Ascomycota; Eurotiomycetes; Eurotiales; Trichocomaceae. The coding region runs from base 144 to 1913 and encodes 589 amino acids. The transcript is spliced from 4 exons. The record is from RefSeq and is a predicted model, not a curated record. Gene Ontology annotation, biological process: regulation of DNA-templated transcription. Gene Ontology annotation, molecular function: DNA-binding transcription factor activity, RNA polymerase II-specific; zinc ion binding.